Messenger RNA from Trypanosoma rangeli, 1321 nucleotides. Its product is annotated as surface glycoprotein. The annotation marks the transcript as partial. The transcript has a single exon. NCBI's taxonomy places the organism in Eukaryota, Euglenozoa, Kinetoplastea, Trypanosomatida, Trypanosomatidae. Gene Ontology annotation, molecular function: exo-alpha-sialidase activity. The record is from RefSeq and is a predicted model, not a curated record.
CGAAACUGUCUCCAUGAUUGUUUAUUCGAAGGAUGACGGCAAAAAUUGGGUGCUUCCACAGGGGACGCUCCUCAGGUGGUGCACUGACCCCCUCAUCGUUGAGUGGGAGCAGGGGCAGCUUGUCAUGGUUGCCAAAUGUGAUUUGCUCUCCAAUGUGUUCGAGUCGAGGGACAUGGGGGCAACGUGGAGGGAGGCUGUCAGGAUACUCACACGUGUUCAGCCCAGGUUGUUACCAGACGCUUCUCAGAAACCUGAAGGAGUGGGGUCCCUCACCACUGCCAUCAUUGCUGGAAAGAAGGUCAUGCUGUACACUCAGAAAGGGAUUCCCCCUUGGGACACGCCGCCAGCCACCAAGCUCUACCUUUGGGUCACUGACAACAACCGCACGUUUCACGUUGGGCCCAUUUCCAUGGACACUACAGAGAAGUGGACGUCUGCCAACACCCUGCUGCAUUCGAAAGAUGCGUUGUACUUUUUACAAGAGAGGAGUAACGACACGGCAAAUAUCCUGAUUUUUACUUUUCUAAGGAAGAAGCUGAAGAGGAUCACGUCAGUCUUGGAGACUUGGGCAAAACUGGACUCCUACUUCUCCAUGUCGUCUGUGCCCACGGUCGGUCUGGUUGGAUUCUUGUCGGAUGCAUCGGGUGAUGCAACUUGGAAAGACGCGUACCACUGCGUGAAUGCAAUUGUGACGAAUGCAAAGAAGGUCGAAGAUGGCUUUGAGUUCACAGGGUCCGAGUCAUACGCCAUGUGGCCCGUGAACAUGCGGAAGCAUCAAUAUGUGCACAGCUUUAUGGAUUAUGAGUUCACGCUUGUGGCGACGGUGACGAUCGCUGAGGUUCCGAAAGAGAGCGCUCCUCUGCUGGGUGCGUCACUGAGCAGAAAGAACAACUUGAAGUUUGUGGGGCUGUCGUACACGGCGGAGAAACAGUGGGUGACAGUCUUCGACGGCAUGACAACAACAACACACAACAGCACUUGGGAGCCGGGGAAGAAGUACAAAGUGGCGCUCAUGCUGCAGGCCAAUGAGGGCUCUGUGUACGUGGACGGCGUGCUUGUGGGGAAUACUAACAAACUACCAAUUCUUAAGGUACGGUGGCACCAAAUCGCACACUUUUACUUUGGUGGCGGCGAAAACAGCAGUGUGAAAGUAAAGAACGUUUUUUUGUACAACCGACCACUGAAUGCCAUGGAACUUAAAGCGGUUGACAGCUACGUUGCAUCUGGAGAACGUCCAAGUGACAGUUCCACGCGUGCUGAUGUGCUCCGGGUGUCAAUUCUGCUGCUAUUUGGGCUAUGGGGCUUUGCAGCCCUGUCCUGA